This is a messenger RNA of Scheffersomyces coipomensis, 183 nucleotides long. RefSeq lists its product as uncharacterized. NCBI's taxonomy places the organism in Eukaryota, Fungi, Ascomycota, Pichiomycetes, Serinales, Debaryomycetaceae. Bases 1 to 183 code for a protein of 60 amino acids. The transcript has 2 exons. The record is from RefSeq and is a predicted model, not a curated record.
AUGGGUCUUUGGGCCAGAUGGAAUGCAUUGCCAGUGACAGCUAGGUACUAUGUUGGAUUUUCAUUUUUGAUUUUCGCUGGUAUUGGUGAAUAUGUUACAUCCAGAGUUGAUCAAGAAGUUGACAAUAGAAAGAAGAUAUUGAAAGAACUUCAACAAGAAUCAGAACAACAAAACAGACUAUGA